UAUUGGUCCACGAAUCCCUCCCGCGCUCGGCGCGCUGCAUUUCAUUAGUGGGUUGAGCAAACAUCAUUUGAAUGCCGGGAGGCGGUCAUUGGUGAAUCAAGCUGUCUGCAGUAACGUCAAGAGAUUAGUGAAUCGCAGCUGGAAUGCGAGCUUGAUUCACAAAGGCAAGAGAGGAGUCAAAGCCACCGCGCAGAAGAUACCCACACCGGACUGCCAAUUCCCGCACAGCCAUGAAGGGAGAGCAUUUAUUUGCCAACAUGAGAAGCGCUCCAUUCCUCCAGCGGGUUUACCUCUUAGGAGGGGAAGAACUGGUAGUCCUGCAGUCCACCAUGGGAGAGUCCUCACUGGGAUACAGUUUCCAACAAAUCACCGACUUCAAUGAUCUCCCCACAUCCCUCUUUGCCUGCAACGUGGACCAGUCAGUAUUUGAAGACCAUGAGGGCAAGGAAAUGUUCGAAGCACUCUUCCUUGCGUACGAUGAGGUUGUGACGUUCCAGCAGUUUAAGAGCUUCCGACGUGUACGAAUCAAUUUCAGUAACCCCAAAGCAGCAGCCAGCGCUAGAAUAGAGCUGCACGAGACACCUUUCAGAGGAAAGAAACUUAAACUCUACUUUGCCCAGGUGCAGAAUCCAGCAUCCGAAGGAGACAAUUUGCACCUGGCUCCUCCCCAGCCUUCCAAACAGUUCCUCAUCUCUCCUCCUGGCUCACCUCCAGUUGGCUGGCAACAGAUUGAUGAGGCCAAACCAGUUAUUAACUACGACCUGCUAUAUGCAGUUGCCAAGCUUGGCCCAGGUGAGAAGUUUGAGCUACAUGCAGGCACAGAGUCUACACCCAGUGUGGUGGUCCACGUCUGUGACAGCGACACAGAUGAGGAGGAGGAACCAAAGAACGACCCUAAACCAAAAAUCAUCCAGACCCGACGCCCAGACCUGCCAGUCUCACACUGAACUCUACAGCUCCACACAGAGUCAGGAGGAUUUAUCCCCUCCACUAUGUCCUUCACAGGACCUCUGCCACCCUCCUUCAGAACCUUAUUAAACACACAAGCAGGGUCUGAGGAGCUCUGAUCUUUGUUUCUCGUUCAGCACACACUUGUAUACAAUACUCAAUGUGCUGUCACACAAUUUUUUUUUUUUAUGUUGCAAUACUCUGUGUUAAAUAUGGCCGCUCUCUGUAACUCUUUCCCAAUCUGACUCUGUUGUAAUGUCAUCUGAUCACCAGUUAGAGGCAGCAUGUAUCCGUCCCUGCUAUCACCUACAUUUCUGAUUGGCUCCUGGGUCGUGGCACAUGAUAGUGUCAGAUGUGCCUACUGGCUGCUCUUGCACCACAAAUAUGUACCAUUUGUACCCAGCAAGCCAUUAUUAAUAUUACGUUCUUCAUAAGGGCAUGCUAGCCACUAAAUAUGGCUAAACACCAGCGCUGCAUGUGCCACCCCUAGAAAUAUGUCUUGCCUAAUAAUUUUCUGUCAAAUAACCCUAGUAUGGCAAAAACUUUUACAUAGCAAAAAUUUCAGACAGCAAGAAUCUUUCUCUUCAGACCAGUGCAUGUUCUGGUAGCAAACUGUACAUUAUUAUUUCCCGCUUUGUAUUAUUGUCUAUGUGUCUCGCCAACAGUGUUCUUACAGAAAAACGAUGCAUUUCCGAAUGAUAAGCUGACAUUUUGAUCGCACCUUUCAAUGGAACCUAUAUGAGUUGCUUCCUAAAUGUGAAUAUUUUUUGUCGUGCUUGUUCCCUUUGAGACAAAAACUUUAAACCUAAUUUUUUUUCUGUAAGGUCCCAAUACAGAUUAAUGACAUUAAUGGGUAAUCAUAUGUCAUUUAAUGAAAUCCGUAUUAUGCAAGGUUACUCGUUUCUAGAAUUUAAUGUAGUUGUCCCAAAUCCAUAGCGCUCCUCGUUGUCUGUGAGACUUCAUUCGCACACAAGUUCAUUUCCAAUCAUGACAAAGAAAAUGGAUAGGAUGCUACUGAGACAGAUCUUCCAAGUGCUAUUACACAGUGGGUAACAAAAAGCAAAUGUUACAAGGGUUAUGUCGACCUUUCUUAUUUGAUCUUUUUGAUGUACCUAACUCAUUUAUGGACUAUUUGGCUAAAAAAAAAAAAUCUCUUUAUAUAUCCAAAGUUUAUAAAAUCAAGGCAUGCACAAACCAUAUCCGUAGAUAUGAGUCACAAAGGCACUAUACCCAAGUAGUUGGCAAAUGCACUACAAGAAAGCAUAAUUAGUUAUGGUAUAAUGGUUAUAUUAUUUCUUCCAAAAUAUAUAAUUUAUGCUCAGUCCAUCAACACUGUGAUGUGUCAUUACUGUGAUUCUUGACUGACGCCCUCUAUGUUGACGUAUUAUUAUAUAAGUAUGUUUGUAAAUUUAAGGAGGUUAUCAGGCUUAAACAUCUGUUGUUCAGUGUUAAGGGCGGUAGCCACAACUGUUUUUCCUUAAAUCUCUGUUGAAUUGGACUGUUCAUUGGUCUAAAUGCUGUUGGUUUCCAACUCAUCUGUCUGCGUCCAUUAGCCUGAAAGAAUGUAGAAAUAAUACAUCCCAUCCCCGUGAAGCAGUGACUCUUUCACUGUUCUGGAAACAGGGUACUUACUGCUCUCUUUUGACAUCACCGUCUGCAUUGUGAUACAAAUAUGUUAUCUUAUGCUACCGCAGCCUCGAGCCUUAUUUGAUUUAGUUAGCAGUGCACACUCUGGUCCGCUUCUCUGAAAAAAAAGAGGCACAUGUUCAUUUCGUCAAUAGGAUAAAUGUGUAAACAAAUGGGACGAGAGCAAUAUAUCAAAACCGAUACCAACCAACCGUCCACUGCCUUGGACUUUCCCUUCCAAUUCACUAUUGCCUGCUUGGCCAAUCAGCUCUUCCCAUAUUCUUUCCUCAUGACAACAAAAAUCUUUUGCAGUCUCACACGCUGCCAGCCUUCCUUACUGUCAUGUAAUUUAAGAUUUUUGUAUUGUUCUGUAUUGCACUUUCUUAUUCACAUGACUGUACACAGUAUCAUUCGGUAACUGUAUUUCCUUUUAUUUUUCAUGUACUCCUGAAGACAUGAUAUUAUCUCUGUUCUUAAAGUCUUUGAUCUGAAGUUAGUGUCACUGAUGUUGGGAAACAAUAUCUGUAUUGUGUAUACUCGUGCAAGACCAUUGGUGAUCUUGUCAUCUACAUGUGUGUCCUGCCUGCCGACACUAAGGAGACAUAUCUGUAUAUAUUAAUCAAUAAUAUUUUUACUGCAUUUUUGUACAAAUAUCCAUGGUAGCAAUGUACGAGUAGUUGAGAUGAUUCUUUGUUAGUAUUAAAAAAAAAAGUUUGGUUUUAAA
Carassius carassius (crucian carp) is the source of this 3298-nucleotide messenger RNA. It is a transcript of the gene rcan2, whose product is annotated as regulator of calcineurin 2. NCBI's taxonomy places the organism in Eukaryota, Metazoa, Chordata, Actinopteri, Cypriniformes, Cyprinidae. Gene Ontology annotation, molecular function: nucleic acid binding; calcium-dependent protein serine/threonine phosphatase regulator activity. The coding region runs from base 231 to 947 and encodes 238 amino acids. Gene Ontology annotation, cellular component: cytoplasm; nucleus. Gene Ontology annotation, biological process: calcium-mediated signaling. The transcript has 5 exons. The record is from RefSeq and is a predicted model, not a curated record.